GCAACCACAAGCACAACAGGGCUUUCUUCUCGCUAACUUACAUUAUAUAUCUUCCAGUCCUGAACAUUAUUGCCGCCAUUUUCUCUAUUCAAUGCUUUCUUGUAUUCCAGCCUUAAGUUAACGGAUACUUUUGUAUUCUAGAGUCGUUGAUUUUAUCUUCUUUUCACGAUAAAACUCCUCCGCAUCAUCCUGCUGUAAUGGCUGAUUUGGGGUUUAAUGAGCACCAUCAGAAUGAGGUGAUAAAUUACAUGCGAUUUGCCCGCUCUAAACGGGUGCAGAGACUGAAGACCGUCGACUCCUGUUUCCAAGACUUGAAGGACAGCAGGCUCAUUGAGGAGACAUACACAGUGGACGAGGUGUCUGACAUGCUGGAUGGACUGCAGGUUCUGGUGCGUGGAGAGGUGGAGAUGGAACUCAUAAACACAGCUCACACUAACGUGCUGCUGCUGCGACAGCUCUUUUCCCAGGCGGAGAAAUUCUACCUGAGACUGCAGACUGACAUCUCUGAGCUGGAGAACAGAGAGUUACUAGAACAAGUUGCUGAGUUUGAGAAGACUGAUUUCAAACCUAACAGCAAGGUAAAUCAGGAACCCAAUAAACCAAAAUUAGCACCACUGAAUGAAGGAGGUGUGUCUGAACUACUCCAGAAGGAGAUUUCUAGACUUCAAGAGGAGAAAGAUAAAUUGAAAUCUAGACUACAAACUUUGGAAUCCCAGGCCAUGAGUGCUCUAGACGACAGGUCCAAAGCAGAAAGAGCCUUGAAAGAUCUUCAGAAGAACCAAGGAGAUCAGCAGUCUGCAACGUGUGCUCAGGAGAUUGCUAAUCUGGAAGAUACAGUAGCAGCAAUGCAGGCUGACUUCGAGAAGACUCUGAGUGCCAAAGUUGCAUCUCAGAAAGACCUGCAAGACAAACUGGUAUCUGCUAAACACGACCUGCUCCGUGUCCAGGAGCAACUUUCCCUGGCUGAGAAGGAACUGGAGAAGAAAUUUCAGCAGACUGCUGCUUAUCGUAACAUGAAGGAGAUUCUCACGAAAAAGAAUGAUCAGAUUAAAGAACUGAGAAAGAGAUUACAGAGGUAUGAAUCGGAUGAGUGAUUGUUUAAACUACAGGACACAAAGAGACUUUUAGUGGAUACUAAAGGAAGUAAAGUUAUUUUUGGCCUAGAAAGCUAUACAUAUAAAAAAAAAUCAGCAAGGGACCAAAGUAUGAGUAACAAGGAGAAGAAGGGAUUUUGUCAUUUCUCAUCAGUGAGACCAACAUCUGACAUACAGUAUCACCAACAUGUUGCUGUAUGAUUUAGUAGUUUUCUGUGCUUUAGAGAUAUAAUUCAGACAUGACACUACAAUUGCUUAUUUCUCAUCACUCUGUAUUCUUCAGUGUCUGUGGCUGGUUGCCAGAGAGGCACUUUAUUCAAGUUCCUUCAUGUUUUUGCACAGGAAUAUUGUGUUUUCUUUGAAGAAAAGAUAUGUAAUGUCCAAGGCUUUGUUCCUAUUACUUAGAGAUGAAUUUAUCCUUGACACUUUGAUUGUUUCUGGGUAUGACAAAUCUUUACUCUUUGUUCCAGAUGACAACACAUCUGUGCAUCUUUUUCAGUUUUUGUUGUUUUUCAGAUUUUAUGCAUAAGUUAUUCUACUAGAAAGUUUAGCUGCUACAGCUAGAAUAACCUGAGUUUGAAAAAAUUGUAGAUGACAACAUUCCAAAGGAUAUAUCUGUGAAGCCUGCAUAUAAUGCAUUAUAAAGGUAUACUUAAAGGGGUAGUUCACCGAAAAAAAAAUAUCUAAUUGUUUACUCACACUCAUGCCAUCACAGAUGGGUAUGACUUUCUUUUUUUUUUUCAGAACAUAAAUGUAGAUUUUUUAUAAGAAUAUCUCAGAUCUGUUGGUCCAUACAGUGCAAGUGAAUGGUGACCAAAGUCUACAGUGCUUUAAUUUGGUCACCUUUGACUAGCCCGACCAGUAGGUGGCAAUAUGCACGAAGAAUGUCAAUCGCCAAAAAACAAAGAAGAAGAAUGUAGAAGUGAAAGUGGAGAUAUAUAGUAAAAAAAGGACGUAAAUAUUUAUCUGUUUCUCACCCACACCUAUCACAUUACUUCUGAAGAUUUGGAUUUAAACACUGGAGACUUAUGAAUUACUUGCAUGUUUCCUUUAUUUGAUUUUUGGAGAUUCAAAGUUCUGGCCACCAUUCACUUGCAUUGUAUGGACCUACAGAGCUGAAAUAUUCUUCUUAAAAAUCUUUGUAUGUGUUUCACAGAAAAAAAAGUUGAAAGUCAUACACACCUGAAAUGGCAUGAGGGUGAGUAGAUGAUGAGAUUUUUUUUUUUGGGUGAUCUAUUCUUUUAAUACAUUAUAACUUAUUCAUAAAGCAUUAUAACACCUAAUCUAUUGAAGCUAAAUAAUUGUAACCACAGUUAUAGUACAUAAUACAUACCUACACAUGGUUAUACCUGUACAUAAAAUAUUGUAUAUUUCUAAUAAUGCAUUGUACUCUUAAAAGGCAGGGGCUUGGAUGGGUAGAUAUUAUAAUUGUUGUUACAGUAAUUUAUAAAAAGAUAAAGGAUUACAAUGUGUGUGUGUUACAUGGCAUUAAGAAUAGUUUUAUAAUACAUAAUAUACACAGAAAACCUGAAAAACACACACAGUAGAGACUUUACUGAUAUAUCUGUGGUGGAAUUUUGAAGAGUUUGUGUAUGUCAAUGUCAAAAAUGUUGUCAUUUUUUAAUUUGUUUGACUAUAGUUGGAUACUGUCUGACUGUACUGUGUUAUUAGUUAUGUUGGCCCUCUGAAUAUUCCUUCAUUUCUUUUCUUCAUUCUUUUAUUCUUAUUCUGGCUCACACCACAGUGGGGUACCAAUCCACAACCUUCAUUAUUAUUAUUAUUAUUAUUAUUAUUUUGCUAUUCUUUUUCAUUUGGCUUUGAAUGUUUUGAAAUACCUUGUAAAAUUGGUGUUCAAUGUCAGAGGCUGUACUUAAUUCUCUUUGAAAAGCUGAAAAGUAUCUACAUUUCAACACUAACAGACCAAUUACACUCAGAUUGCAGUCUUCACAACAGUGGAGACACUAGUGCUUUAAAAUGUUUCCUGUAUUGCACAUUCAUUAUAUAUUUGUAUGCUAUUCACAGUAUAUUUUUGUAAGACCUGCAUCUUUUCCCCAAUCAGAAAGGAUUGCUUGAACAACUGUUGGAGUGAUAUACUCUACCUUUGGUAGGGGUCUUUUAUUGUGUGUAACCUUUCUAGUGCUGUAAUAUUAGUGUGAAAGUGCAAUUGUUCACAAAUGAGCUCAUAAAGUCAGCUUUUGCAGCACUCAUGGUCUGAUUAUGGUUUAUUGCUGCUAAAACGACUCUCCUAGAUUCUUUUGUAACUUUUAAAUCUAAUCACAGUUAUUUGAUCUCUUAUCAUUGUGACCUUAAAUGCAGAGAAUAUUUAGCCUGAGAAGGACCACUUGUAUUAAAAUAAAUGGUAUACACUGGAAAGGCCAAUAUGGUGGAUGGAGAAAAGAAAGUCUCGCCUUUCAGGUAAAAGAGCCAGUCAUCUUUUAGAAUGUGCUCACAAGAGCCUGCAUGCACAUUAGAUAGACCAGCCUGAAAAAUAGCAUUUGUUUUGCGUAAUCUUUGCUAAAGAAGCACAAUUUAUGAUACCGAUGUAGUGAGAUUUUACUGCUGAUUUGAAAUGUGUUAUUUGAUUGUAAUCUUCACCAACUGUUUUGGAGAUUGUCUUUACCCAUUAAAGUAGAUUGUGGUCCCUUGCAGGUGCUGCUUGUAUUCAUAGAAAGUAGCUGCCCGGGAGAGUUCCAAAAAUGUACACUAAGUGGACUGGCUCGCCUUAAUUGCGACUUUGUUUAAAUUAUAUCAAAUUCAGAUAAGAUAACAAAUUCAGUUUAGACGCGGUAAUGUUUUCUUUUAGGCCAAGAACAUCCACUUGCCUGAACAUCAUGUAAAAAAUGACCAACCAUAGUUCAUUUUUUUUAUGUGACAUUUAAGGGGCAAGCAAAUCUGAAAUUGGUGGACGGUGGUAGAUCAUUCCAAUAAUUGCACAAAGCCUCCUUGCAGAGGUUUUACAGAUAA
Messenger RNA from Xyrauchen texanus (razorback sucker), 4058 nucleotides. RefSeq names its product leucine zipper transcription factor-like protein 1. The transcript has 10 exons. NCBI's taxonomy places the organism in Eukaryota, Metazoa, Chordata, Actinopteri, Cypriniformes, Catostomidae. Gene Ontology annotation, cellular component: cytoplasm. Bases 198 to 1094 code for a protein of 298 amino acids. The record is from RefSeq and is a predicted model, not a curated record. Gene Ontology annotation, biological process: negative regulation of protein localization to cilium.